This is a messenger RNA of Ceutorhynchus assimilis (cabbage seed weevil), 4077 nucleotides long. The record is from the annotation of a GenBank genome assembly. Lineage: Eukaryota; Metazoa; Arthropoda; Insecta; Coleoptera; Curculionidae.
GCGGUUAGGUUCGGUUCAGCCGGUCAGUGACCAAUCGCUAUCCGUUUUUUCCACACAAUAAAUUCAAUUACGUGUAAUGUGCAUCGCUUUAGGAACAGUUUUUAGUGUUUUGUGAUUGUUUUCGUAUCAAAGACGAAUUUGGAUUUAUUUUUAAAAGAGAGAUAGACAAGAUGUUCAAGUUUAUUAAAGGAAAGCCCCAUCAGAGUGCUGAAAGACACAAAUUGCAAAAAGAGCUGUUUUCAUAUAGAAGGACUCUCCAGCAUGGUUUCCCUCACAAACCUUCAGCCCUGGGCUGGGACGCUUCCUUCCGCCUUCUCUGCAUCGGCACGGCGACCGGCGCAGUCAAAGUCUUCGGCCAACCAGGAGUUGAGUUUUACGGGCAACAUCAAAAUCCCAUCCCCGUAACCCAAGUCUUGUUUUUACCUGGAAAAGGCAAAGUUGUCACCUUGCAGGAUGACAAUUCUUUGCAUCUAUGGGAGGUUAAUAAAAGUUCCUUGGUAGAAGUGAAAUCCCAAGCCUUAGAAGGCAAAUUAAAGAAAAUCAGCAAUAUGUGUUUGGAAACUGCUGGCAAACAUCUAUUGCUAGGCACUGAAGGAGGCAACAUAUAUUUGCUCGAUUUAUCAACUUUCACAAUGACUCCUGAUAUUAUUUAUCAAGAUGUUGUAAUGCAAAAUGUGCCCCAGGACUACAAACUCAACCCCGGAGCAGUGGAAGCUAUUCUAGAACAACCCGGGCAACCGAACAAUAUUCUGAUAGGCUACAAUCGUGGCUUAAUGGUUUUAUGGAACCGUUCAGACAAUAUUGCUUCGAAAACAUUUAUUUCCAAUCAACAACUGGAAAGUUUAUGUUGGAAAGACGAGCAGCAUUUUUUUAGUUCUCAUAAUGAUGGCAGCUACAUGGAGUGGGAUAUAAAUCAAUCAGAAAAACCUUGUGGAGAACCAGUAUCGCCUUACGGGCCUUAUUCCUGUAAAGCCAUUCCAAAAAUCAUGACCAGAGAAUGGGAAGGAGAGUCUUUGAUCAUUUUUUCCGGUGGGCUUCCAAGGGCAAAUCAUGGAGACAAAUAUUCAGUUUCAGUUAUUUAUGGUGAAGAUGAGCAUGUUGUAUUCGAUUUCACUAGCAAGGUAAUAGAUUUCAUCCUAAUCGAUUCCAAUGGAAAUGCUGCUGAUGAAAGCACCGACAAUGAAAGUGCAGAAAAUCACGAAAACAACGAAAUCCCUUUAACCAAUGGCAGAUCUGGUAAAUGGCAACCAGAAGCUCUUGUGGUUUUAGCAGAAGAAGAGCUGGUAGUCAUAGAUUUGCAAUGUCCAGGCUGGAAAAUGGUGAAUUUGCCCUAUUUAGUUGCACUACAUUCCUCAGCUGUCACUUGUAGCCAAUACGUUUCCGAUAUUCCGGAAUCGCUAUGGGAAACUUUGAAAGAUGCUACAAAAGCUCAAACAACAAGCACAGACUUUUCUGAGCGAUCUUGGCCUAUUGAUGGUGGAAAGUUGUUGUGUUCAAAAGGUUCCUUGCUAAAAAGAGAUUUACUUAUAACAGGCCAUGAAGAUGGUACUGUUAAAUUUUGGGAUGCAGGUGGCGUUACUCUAACUCCAGUCUACAAAUUUGCUACUGCCCAAUUCUUCACUGGAGACGAUCUGGAUGAAGCCCCUCCAAGUCAAGACCCAGACGACGCCGAAGACGAAUGGCCACCAUUCAGAAAAACUGGAAUUUUUGAUCCUUAUUCCGAUGAUCCACGUUUAGCUGUCAAACGAGUGGUUCUGUGUCCACUUUCUGGAACAUUGGCAAUUGCUGGUACAGCUGGGCAAGUGAUUAUUGCCAAAUUUGAUACCGAAGUGCUUGAGGGACCUUUGAAGGUGGUCACAAUGAAUAUUGUGAGUGACAGGGACGGGUUUGUUUGGAAGGGCCACAGUCAAUUGGCACCAAAAACUGGCAAUAUUCGUCAAGUGCGAGGUUUCCAAGCGACUACCCUAUUACAACUCCACCCUCCAGCAGCCGUAACCUGUGCAGUACUACACGCCGAUUGGGGUUUAGUAGCAGCAGGUACUGCUCACGGUUUAGCCCUUCUGGACUACAUCAAAAACAAACCUGUGGUAGUCAAAUGUACGCUCAAUCCAAAUGAUCUCACUGGGCAAGGUGACGCCCCAAUUUCGCGCAGAAAAUCUUUCAAAAAGUCGCUCAGAGAAUCGUUUAGGAGACUCAGAAAAGGACGAUCGACCAGGCAUGCUAAGGAAGACAAACAAACACCGCCAGCACCAGUUAGAAAAACACCAGUUAGUGAGCAAGGCGAUAUUAAUCCUAUAGAAGCAAAACCUGUGGAAAGGCAAAUUGAGGCUAGACCAGUUGAGGAUUCUAUUGGUUCGUUUGUUAGAUGCUUAUAUUUUGCGAGGACUUUCCUUAUUAAUGUACAAAACACAGUUCCAACUCUUUGGGCAGGCACCAACAAUGGGACAGUGUACGCUUUCACCAUAAUAGUACCAUCCGCAUCUAAAAGAGAAACUGAUGAUGUAGCGUGUCAUUUAGCCAAAGAAAUUCAAUUAAAACACAGGGCGCCAGUAAUAGGAAUAGCAGUGCUUGAUGGCUCCAGUAAACCCCUACCAGAACCUUUGGAAGUGGAAAAAGGUGUGGCGCCAUUACCUGACACUACGCAAGUGCAUAGAGUCAUAAUAGCUUCAGAGGAACAAUUCAAAAUUUUCACUUUACCAUCUUUGAAGCCUUAUUGUAAAUAUAAAUUGACCGCUCACGAAGGUGCAAGAGUAAGAAGGAUGGCUUUCGCAACAUUCUCCUGUACGAUAGCAGAAGACAACUCAAAACAUUCCGAAGUGGAUCUCCUGUGCCUUACCAACAUGGGCGAUUGUGUAGUUUUGAGCAUUCCUGAUCUAAAACGACAAUUAAAUGCGGCCGCUGUUAAGCGAGAAGACAUCAAUGGCAUAUCAUCACUAGUUUUUACAAAGACUGCAGAGGCCCUUUACCUACAUUCGUCUUCGGAAUUGCAAAGGAUAUCUUUGUCAGCCACUGCAAUAACACAAGCAAGAUGUUACUUGCCAGUACCAAGUACUGAAGACGCAGUCUCAGAAAAUGAGGAAAAUAUCAAUACAGAAGAGGCCACAGAACCCCCUUUAGUUAAUGGCACUGUGGAAACUGGUGGACUAGAAAAAGUAGAUGAACUUCCAGAAAAUGGCCAAGAAACUCCACACAAUGUUACAGUAUCAAGCAGCGUAGGUGAUAUAACCAUUGACAGCGUAAAAGAUCACAAUCUUGGUUCAGGCGAAGAAUUGAGCCGGAGGAUCAGUGGUCUACAAGUGACUAAAACUGUAACCACAAUCAUUAGUAGUAGUAGUAAUAGUCAAGGCGAAGAAGUGACUAAUAGUCAAACUGUUACAACUGCAACCACAACGUCAACAGAUUCGGAAAAUAACUAAAAAGAGCAUCCAUGCAAGUGACAUAUUAUUACGAGCUCCACUAGCUUUGGCAGAAGAGGAUGCUGAAAAUAACCAUGUUGCAGAAUAAUGGUUAAAUGAGAAACAUAUUUUGGCCAUAUUUAUUUUCUAUUAAUAUUAGUAGAAAAAUAACCUCCGUUUAUUUCUUCCCAUUGGCGAUAUAUCAUAAUUUAUGACCUAAAACGAUUUUGUGCCUUAAAACGUUCUGUUAAAUCCAAUUAAAUUAGGACCAAUGUUAGUAUUAUUUUUGUACUUAGAAUUUAACUAUGUUGCCUAGAUCAACUUUAUACUGCUUAUAUUUUGCAAAAUUUCAGCUUUGCAAUUUUAUAUAUAUAUAUGUAUCUACUUACUUAAUGCGUUUUUAGUUUGUAAGACUUACCUCUAUUUAGGCCUUUUCAUAUUAUGUUACUUUUAUGUCCAAGCAGCUUUCUUCUAUAUAAAAUAAGGUGGAGGUUUUCAUGUUUUUGAAUGUGUGCAUAUGCGCGAAUGAUCGAGUGUACUUAGAAUAAUUAUAAUAAUUAGUAAUCAAUUUUAGGGCCUUAACUUUUGUUAAUAUUUUUUAUAUCCAUAAUUAUCAUUAAAAGUUUUUUUUAAUAUAUUUAUAAUUAUUAUUAUUUUUGAGUUUUAUGUUGAAACAUCACUG